Messenger RNA from Linderina pennispora, 1142 nucleotides. RefSeq lists its product as uncharacterized. The coding region runs from base 164 to 811 and encodes 215 amino acids. Lineage: Eukaryota; Fungi; Kickxellomycota; Kickxellomycetes; Kickxellales; Kickxellaceae. The record is from RefSeq and is a predicted model, not a curated record. The transcript has a single exon.
UUUUUCUUGGUAUUAAAUUACGUUAAUUUCGAAUUUGCACUCUUUUUCUCCCUGACACCCACACUAACCCAUUUAUCUCUACCCCCUUGACGAGCACCAGCAGCAACAGAACCCUCGGAAUGAAUCUCCCUCGACGGCCAGAGGCUGAAAUUAGCCAACUCACAUGGCAAUUCACAGUCCCGCUGAAGCCUGGCGCGUGCACAGUUGUGGACUGGUCUACGAGUGCGGUAACCGAAGACAAAACCGGGGCACACGCGACGUCAUUGAGCAAAACUCUGACGACAACUCGGCCAACAACGACGCAUCAAGCGACUCGGACUCGGAGGCAGGCGGCGGCGGAUACGCCAGCGGGACGACGGCGCUGCCACCGGCCAUCGCCAACGACCCGUUCUUUGCACGGCUGUUGCGCAACGCCGAGCUACGGGACGCAGCAGAAAAGGCCAGCUCGGCAAAGAAGGCUAAGCGGCGGGCAGCCAAUAGACGCAAGGCCAAGGAUACGGCUGAUGAUAUGUAUGAUCUGGAUGACCCGUUUAUUGACGACAGCGAACUGACGUUUAUGGACGGACACCAGCAUGCGAAAAGGCAGAAGCGGCAGAAGCGCAAAAAGAACGAGAGCGAGGCCGAGGGCACGAGCGCGGAGGGCAUGAGUAUCGACGAUGCGGAUGACGUAGCGCGGCAGAUGGAUGAGGUCGAUCGGUUUGAUGAAGAAGACUUUUUCGUGUAUUUCGGACCGCUCAACGAGGCAGACGAGGACGAGCAGAGCCUUGAAACAGAGGCUGCCGGCGGCAGCUGCGGCAGCAACAGCAACUAAGAAGCAGCGGAAACGGCCAGAGAAGAAGGCCACAAAUGGCGCGACGAAGCGGAAAUCAACUGGCGGCUCAAAGAGUGACAUGGAGAUGGCCUCCAGCAAGAAACGCCAGGGAGCGGUCAUGGCUGCGGAUCAAAAGCAGCUGAAUUCGCACACGAAUGGCACGACCAGCGAUGCAGGCACGCAGCUGAUUCCGAGCAACGGGCGUAAGGGAGGACCGCGCACCAGCAGGAAGCUUGAUCACAAGUCCCACGCAUCGGAACCAGGGCCAGGUUGCAGGUACUGAACCACCAAAAUCAAAGCGGACCACCGAUUCCAGCGCGUGACAGGCUCA